Molecule: messenger RNA, 391 nt
Organism: Thamnophis sirtalis
Lineage: Eukaryota; Metazoa; Chordata; Lepidosauria; Squamata; Natricidae
Source: RefSeq, a predicted model, not a curated record
AAUGGACUGCCAUAACUUGGCACGUAUCUUUGGACCAACACUAGUUGGACACAGCACUCCGAGCCCCAGCCCACAUGCCAUUAUGGAAGACACCCCACGCCAGUGCCUGGCCGUCUCCCAUCUCCUAGCAUUGCCACUCAAAUUUUGGAAACAUUUUAUAGAAGAAGAGCAAGAAAACCUUGUCCCAUCAGUACAUCAGCCCAUUGUAAUGAAUAAGCAAGAGGCCAGCACUGUCCAGUUGAGUCCAGGAAACAGCUGCUUUCCCAACAAGCUUCUUAAGUGCAUGGGCACAACUUUGCCACUUUUGGAUGUCCCCCGGGCCAAAAAGAUGGGGAGAUUCUUACCGUUUCCAAAAUAAGGAGCUACUCAAGGUGGCCAUUUAUUCUGAUUG